AUGGAGAAGGAACUGGUGAUAGCCAAGAGAAAUUCAUCUAUGCGAAAGCUUUUGGUGGGACUGAUGGCCAUCGGGCUUCUAGCAUACGUUGCGGUAAUAAGUCCGUCGGGAAGGUUCCAUAUGACUCGAGACCGAGGUAUAGAACAUCGUUUUGAGGUUGAACAGCUUGAAAAUGAACUUGAAGCAUCACAGCAGCUCUUGGAGUUGGGAUUGACUCCGAGAGUACCCAUAAAGGUUGUCACAAACAGCGGCAAGAUGGUGAAAAAACUUCACGGUAGGUUUUUGCACAUUACAGACAUACACCCUGACCCUUACUACUCUGAAGGAUCUUCUGCAUCGUCCGUUUGUCAUCGUGGCAAGCCGGAUGGCAAGCACGAUGAAGCCGUGAGGUUUGGAGUGGCCAUGGCCGGAUGCGACUCAUCCAUGGACCUGAUGGACUACACUUUCAAGUGGAUCGACGAAAACUUGAGAGAUCAGAUUGACUUCGUCAUUUGGACCGGUGACAAUAUUCGGCAUGAUAACGAUCGAUCUUAUCCCAGAACAGAGGCUCAGAUAUUUGAUCUUAACGAGUUGGUCUCCAAGAAAUUUCAAGAGGUGUUCCGGAGGAAGGGUAGCGUAGACCCUAGAGAUUUUGACGUAAAUGUCAUUCCAAGUCUGGGCAAUAAUGAUGUCUUUCCUCACAAUCUUUUCGCACUUGGGCCAACACUGCAGACGAGAGAAUUUUACAAUAUCUGGAGCAACUUCAUUCCUCAAGAGCAACAGCGUGCAUUUGCUAGAGGCACCUCUUUCUUCGUCGAAGUGAUCCCUGGUAAACUCGCUGUGCUUUCACUAAACACUUUAUAUCUCUACAAGGCCAACCCUCUAGUGGAUAACUGCAACUCAAAGAAAGAGCCUGGGUACCAAAUUUUACUAUGGUUAGGGUACGUGUUGGAAGAAUUAAGGGCAAGAGGGAUGAAAGUAUGGCUUUCAGGACAUGUCCCCCCUCUUUUGAAGAAUUUUGAUCAGAGCUGUUACGAUAAAUUCACAUUGUGGACUCAUGAAUACCGGGAUGUUAUAAUCGGUGGGGUUUAUGGGCAUAUGAAUAUAGAUCAUUUCAUCCCGACCGAUAGUAAAAAAGCGUGGAAGUCGAUAGGAGCUUCAGAGCUAGUUGAGAAUCAACUAAAGCUUGACGAAUACAAUUUUAAGGAACGCGUAGAUGGUGAUCAUGACGAUGAAGAUGACGACGAUGAUGAUUCUUUCUUGGAGGCUGCUAUGGCAGCAAGCGAUGCACGCAUAAUGGGUGCCAAACCUGUGAACAAAGACGCAUAUAUGCAAGCAGUGCGUCGAACUUACUACGACAAGAUUGCAUCAAGGUUCUCUGAAGCCUCAGAGGAGAAGAAUAAGAAGAAAACCAAAAAGAACAAAAAGAACAAAGCCAACAAGGACAAGAAUAUGGAAAGAUAUGGAAUAGUAAAUGUGGCAGCAUCUGUAAUUCCUACUUUCAAUCCAGGUUUCAGAGUGUGGGAGUACAAUAUAUCUGGCUUAGAUGCCUUGUCUGAAUCAAAUGUGUAUGAGCAUAGGCCAUGGGACGAAUUUUUCGAAGAAAUGGAAUAUAAGCUAUCCAGAGAUCUUGCUGAAGAUGAUGAUCAGUCAGGUUUUAUCAAUAGUGCAUUAGAGGUGUUCAAGGGCGCGAAAAAGUCUAAACGGAAAGUUGACAAGACUAUACCUGAGAAAAUGCCAAAAGAUCUUCAAGCAGGCCCCGGAUACACACCUCAACUGUUUUCUCCAACGAGAUUUGUUCAAUAUUAUGCCGACUUAAAAGGUAUCGAUAGAAAAUACAAAACUGUCUUGGAAUCGGGGGUAAGCAGGGACGAGGCCGCCGAUAAGGCCUUUAAAUACGAAGUGGAGUACACUUCUGACUCAGAUCCCUACCCCAUGAAGUCUCUACUGACAAAAGACUACAUAGACUUAGCAGUCAGGCUAUCCGAGGACGACAAGCUGUGGAGGGUCUUUUCUGAAAGGGCUUUCUGUUCCUCUGGCUACAAAGAUUAG
This is a messenger RNA of Lachancea fermentati, 2031 nucleotides long. Lineage: Eukaryota; Fungi; Ascomycota; Saccharomycetes; Saccharomycetales; Saccharomycetaceae. The record is from the annotation of a GenBank genome assembly.